Messenger RNA from Periophthalmus magnuspinnatus, 1719 nucleotides. Its product is annotated as cytochrome P450 2K1-like. The transcript is spliced from 9 exons. Bases 18 to 1526 code for a protein of 502 amino acids. Lineage: Eukaryota; Metazoa; Chordata; Actinopteri; Gobiiformes; Gobiidae. Gene Ontology annotation, cellular component: cytoplasm; intracellular membrane-bounded organelle. Gene Ontology annotation, molecular function: oxidoreductase activity, acting on paired donors, with incorporation or reduction of molecular oxygen, reduced flavin or flavoprotein as one donor, and incorporation of one atom of oxygen; iron ion binding; heme binding. Gene Ontology annotation, biological process: xenobiotic metabolic process. The record is from RefSeq and is a predicted model, not a curated record.
CCACAACAACUGGUCCAAUGGGGUUGUCUGAAGUGCUCGUCUCCAGUCCUGGUUCAGUUCUGGGGUUAGUCCUGGUCUUGCUCCUGGUCUACCUGAUCUACAAUAACCUGGAUUCGGACCAGGGACCCCCAGGACCCCCAGGACCCAAACCGGUUCCAAUCCUGGGGAACCUGCUGCAGAUUGACCUGAAGAAGCCCUACGAGACCCUAAUACAGCUUUCUAAAGAGUAUGGCCCUGUAUUCAUGGUGUGGAUGGGCCCUCAGAAGGUGGUGGUCUUGGCCGGGUACAAGACGAUAAAGGAGGCUCUGGUGAACCAUGCUGAGGUCUUUGGAGACAGACAUGUUGUGCCCAUCAUUAGGGACAUUAUGGUCAAGGACAAUUACGGAGUGACAUGGUCCAAUGGAGAGAAGUGGAGGGAGCUGCGGCGCUUUGCUCUGACAAACCUCAGGGACUUUGGGAUGGGCAAAAGAGUAUGUGAGGAGAAGAUCAUAGAGGAAGCCCAGUGUCUCUGCCAGGUCUUCAACAACUUCAGAAAAAAAGCGUUUGACAUGACAGAACCGGUGAACUGUGCUGUGUCCAAUAUCACCUCAUCUCUGGUCUACGGCAGUCGCUUUGAGUACAGCGACCCAGAGUUCACCACUAUAGUCAAGUACACCACCACCAACACACAACUCCUGGGCUCCCCAUCGGUGCAGAUCUAUAACUUGUUCCCGUGGCUCGGGCAUCUGGUGCCAAACAGGAAUAAAAUGUUCAAACAAAGGAAGAAGUCUGAUGAACAAAAUCAAAGGUUUUUUAAGAAACUGAGAGACACUCUGAACCCACAUAUGCCCCGAGGCUUUGUGGACGCGUUUAUGCUGCGACAGAAAAAGGAGAGUGGGGUACCUAACAGUCCAUACCAGGAGGAAAACAUGGCUAGUUCCAUUCUACAAUUGUUUGCAGCAGGAACCGAAACCACGUCAACCACUUUGAGAUGGGCCCUGCUCCUCAUGGUCAAGUACCCACACAUCCAGGACCAGGUCCGUGAGGAGAUCUUCAGGGUGAUUGGAGCUCGUGAAGUCCAGACUGAGGACAGAAAAGACCUGCCGUUCACUGACUCAGUGAUCCACGAGACUCAGAGAAUCGCCAACGUUGUCCCACUGUCGCUCCCCCAUCAAACCAGCCAAGACAUCACUUUCCAGAAUUAUUUCAUCAAGAAGGGCACUACAGUGUGGCCGCUCCUCACCUCAGUGCUCUAUGAUGAGAGUGAAUGGGAAAAGCCUCACAGUUUCUAUCCAGCUCACUUUCUCCACAAAGACGGAACAUUCAGGAAGAGAGACGCCUUCAUGCCCUUCUCUGCAGGUCGUAGGAUUUGUUUGGGAGAAGGUCUGGCUCGGAUGGAGCUGUUCAUUUUCUUUGUGACCCUGAUGCAGCGUUUCCGGUUCACUGCACCCCCUGGUGUUAACGUGGAUGAACUGGAACUGAUGUCAUGCGUCGGCUUCACUCUGAACCCUGUGCCCCACAAACUUUGUGCCAUCCCCUGUGCUUAGAGAUCAGACACACACAACCAUUUAUAAAGAUGUUUUUUUUUUUUUUUUUUAAAUGAAACUACUGCACGUCACAUCACUGUAAACCCGAGUAAGUUCAGUUAACUCAAAAAUGUUGUCAUAACCGUUUACCCAAUAAAAUCUAGUUAAUCUUUUAUCAUUUUUAAGUUCAUUUGAAUAAAGUUCAACUCACCAG